Messenger RNA from Saprolegnia parasitica CBS 223.65, 1464 nucleotides. RefSeq lists its product as hypothetical. Bases 1 to 1464 code for a protein of 487 amino acids. The record is from RefSeq and is a predicted model, not a curated record. The transcript has 13 exons. Lineage: Eukaryota; Oomycota; Saprolegniomycetes; Saprolegniales; Saprolegniaceae.
AUGGACGACUUUAGCAAGCAAGUCCGAGCGCGCCUCCAGCUGCAGGCAAAGUUGAACGAAGUGAAAAAGCCAUCAAAGGAAUACAUGGGUCUCUCGGACAAGACGGUGCACUCGCCCGGCCAAACGGGCUGCUACUGCCGCGACUGCCUCAAAGUGCGCAAGGAAGAGUGGCGCAUUGGCGACAUCAACGCGACAGUCGUCGGGCCGCGCGACCAAUGGAUCAUGUACCAUUGGGGUUGCGCCGAGCGGGGCGCGCUCUGCUCUCUGUCGACAGAGCCCGUGCUGCAGCCGCAGGUCGCGCCGCCGAUACGGGAGACGAUUUUCGUUGAAGAUGCGUCGCGUCGCAGGACCAAGAUCGAGCGCGAAGCCAAGUUUCGCGCUGUGGCCUCAGGCAAGUACCACACACUCCUCCUCGCAGACUCGCAUCAGCUUUUCGCGUGUGGAGACAACACGUACCAUGCCCUUGGUACGGAGCCGACGCCGUCGGCCGAGACGGAAGAACUCGUGCCCCUCUCGGUCAUGCACGCGUUCCCGCCACUCGGCGGCUCCAAAAUCAUUGCCAUUGCAGCCACCGAGUACGCUUCGUUUGCGCUUGUCGACAAGCCCCAGGAAGCCAGCAUUGAUGUCGAGGCCAAGGAGCGCGAGGCCCAAGAGCCCGCCAUACUUCGGCGAAAGCGGCCCGCCUUGGUUACCGUGGACGCAACCAAAGACUUGAAUGAACACAACCGGCUGUACUCGUGGGGACGCGGCGAACGCGGCGUCUUGGGGCAUGGCUCGACGGCGUCCGAGGCCACGCCGCGCGUGAUAGCUGCACUCGCAAGCUUCCGCGUCACGCAGAUCGCGGCCGGCCGUCAGCACGUCUUGGCGCUCACGGAUCACCACGGUCUCUUUGCCUUUGGCGAUGGUCGACACGGCAAGCUCGGCACGGGCACGACCGAGGACCACUGGGAACCCGUCCGACUCGAUGCGUUUGACCGCUUCUUCGUGGCGGCGAUCGGUGCCGGCGACGAGUUCUCGGUUGCGCUCACAGCAAUCCCGACGCCAAAGAACGGCGCGUUCGUCUACACGUGGGGCCUUGGCGCGCAUGGGCAGCUCGGGCACCGCGACAAUUGGAACAGCAAAGUGCCGCGCGCCAUCGACGAGCUCAAGAGCGAAAAGAUUACCAGCGUCAGCGCCGGCGCGCGGCACUCGCUGGCCGUAACGACGGACGGCGAUGUGUGGGUCUGGGGCCACGGUCUCCAUGGGUACCAGCCCGACGCUUCGAUGGUCCACGACAUUCGAGCCGCGUCGCUUCUGUACCCACGUCGCGUGUUCCUCCAAGGCAUCCACGUCAUUGGGGCUGUCGCCGGCCGCGAGCGAACCUUUGUGUGGGGCGACCGAGCGGGGUUGAACGCGACCGAGCGACCACCGCUCGAUACGAGCUUGCUCUCGGGUAUGAAGACGACAGUAUCGAAUCGCGCGUAA